AUGGGAAACUGCGGAUGUGUGCUGGAUGUGGCAGCUGAAGCUGAAGUGAUUGCAACUCCAAAGACAGAGCUAAAGGUGGCGCUGGAAGAUGGUGUUCAUUCACAAUCUUCGCAAUCUGAUGUAAACGACGAUGCCGAAACUUCUGCAGGAGGUUCUGAUGGAACUGCAUCUGCGCACGGCUCUUGUGACAUCCUGGAGCCCAUGCCAACCUUACUUUUGUCGUCGAGUAUCGAUUCGUCCCGCAGUCUGGCAACCGUCAGAAGCGCUUCCACCGAUUUUAAUGGAACGUGGAUUUGCUCGCGGGUCGAAGGGGCCUGGGAAGAUUUUCUGCGCGAACGCGGGACUCCAUGGGCAAUGCGCAAAGUUGCCAAAGGCCUAGACUAUGGAGUGGGCAAGCAGAUGCAGACGAUCGUCCAGCAUGGAGAUGAGUUAGAGAUCGUCAACUACACUGCCACAUGUCCUCCGAGGGAGGAUAAGUGCACCAUCAAAGCAGAUGGCUCAGAGCAUGAAGUUUUUGAUCCAGAUGGGCUGCAUUACAUGCAGAGGACCCAAUGGGAUGGCAAAGUCUUAAGGUCCGAGCAGGUCAACUGUGAGGGACAGCCACCCGUGAUCCUGCAGCGAUUCAUGCAAGGUCAUGAGAUGUGUACAGAACGGAUGACAGCCCAUGGUGUGGUCGUCCGUCGAUUCUAUCGUCGCAUUUAA
Symbiodinium sp. CCMP2456 is the source of this 702-nucleotide messenger RNA. The record is from the annotation of a GenBank genome assembly. Lineage: Eukaryota; Dinophyceae; Suessiales; Symbiodiniaceae.